Dendroctonus ponderosae (mountain pine beetle) is the source of this 1518-nucleotide messenger RNA. It is a transcript of the gene Rpt1, whose product is annotated as 26S proteasome regulatory subunit 7. NCBI's taxonomy places the organism in Eukaryota, Metazoa, Arthropoda, Insecta, Coleoptera, Curculionidae. Gene Ontology annotation, molecular function: proteasome-activating activity; ATP hydrolysis activity; ATP binding. Gene Ontology annotation, cellular component: proteasome regulatory particle, base subcomplex. The record is from RefSeq and is a predicted model, not a curated record. The coding region runs from base 158 to 1462 and encodes 434 amino acids. Gene Ontology annotation, biological process: proteasome-mediated ubiquitin-dependent protein catabolic process. The transcript is spliced from 10 exons.
UGGGAACAUCUGUCGCUUGUCAUUGCCGCCAAAGUCAAUGUCUUUGAAAAUUUUGCCUGUAAUCAUUAAAACAACAAACUCCUUAUUCAUUCCCUCAACAAAAUCUGCCUCUAAAAAGUUCAGUUUUUGAUCAAGUGUUAGACUUAAAUAGGUAACCAUGCCAGACCACUUAGGGGAUGAUAUGAGAAAAACGAAAAAUGAGCCAGAGCAAGAGGAAAAGGAAAUCAAAUCACUGGAUGAAGGUGAUAUUGCUCUGCUCAAAACCUAUGGCCAAGGACAAUACACAAAAACCAUCAAAACUGUUGAAGAAGACAUUCAGACAAUCAUCAAGCGAGUGAACGAACUUACUGGCAUUAAAGAAUCGGACACUGGAUUGGCUCCUCCAGCAUUGUGGGACUUAGCAGCUGAUAAGCAGACGCUGCAGCAUGAGCAACCGCUUCAAGUCGCCAGAUGCACCAAAAUCAUCAAUGCUGACAGCGAUGAUCCUAAAUACAUCAUCAACGUUAAACAAUUUGCGAAGUUUGUAGUGGACUUAGCCGAUUCGGUUGCCCCUACCGAUAUUGAGGAAGGCAUGCGAGUUGGCGUGGAUCGCAACAAGUAUCAAAUUCAUAUUCCGCUGCCGCCAAAAAUUGAUCCUACUGUUACAAUGAUGCAGGUGGAGGAAAAGCCUGAUGUAACGUAUAGUGAUGUGGGUGGUUGUAAAGAGCAAAUCGAAAAACUGAGGGAAGUCGUUGAAACACCUCUUCUACACCCUGAAAAGUUUGUAAAGCUUGGCAUUGAACCUCCAAAGGGAGUGUUAUUAUUUGGACCCCCUGGAACUGGAAAAACUCUAUGCGCUCGAGCAGUCGCCAACCGAACGGACGCUUGUUUCAUUCGCGUUAUCGGUUCGGAAUUGGUUCAAAAGUAUGUCGGAGAAGGAGCUAGAAUGGUGAGAGAACUUUUUGAAAUGGCUCGUUCAAAGAAAGCCUGUCUAAUAUUUUUUGACGAAAUUGAUGCUAUUGGCGGAGCGAGGUUUGAUGAUGGAGCAGGUGGAGACAAUGAGGUACAAAGAACUAUGUUGGAACUCAUCAAUCAGCUCGAUGGUUUUGAUCCGAGGGGAAACAUCAAAGUUCUGAUGGCUACCAAUCGGCCAGAUACUUUAGAUCCGGCCCUUAUGAGGCCUGGACGUCUCGACCGAAAAGUGGAAUUUGGUCUGCCCGACUUGGAAGGCAGAACGCAUAUUUUCAAGAUUCACGCCAGGUCUAUGAGUGUGGAGAGGGACAUUCGAUUCGAGUUGCUAGCUAGGUUGUGUCCAAACUCAACAGGUGCGGAAAUUCGGUCAGUUUGCACUGAAGCUGGUAUGUUUGCAAUUCGAGCGAGAAGGAAGGUGGCCACAGAAAAAGACUUCCUAGAAGCAGUUAAUAAGGUUAUCAAGUCUUAUGCCAAGUUCUCAGCAACUCCCAGAUACAUGACUUAUAACUAGUUGUCUUUUCAGUAUGUGCAUUCUUAAUAUGAAUUCAAUAAAUGAAUUACUAUUUA